This is a messenger RNA of Magallana angulata, 3750 nucleotides long. RefSeq lists its product as uncharacterized. Lineage: Eukaryota; Metazoa; Mollusca; Bivalvia; Ostreida; Ostreidae. The record is from RefSeq and is a predicted model, not a curated record. The transcript has 11 exons. Bases 14 to 3274 code for a protein of 1086 amino acids.
CCCUUUACAGGAAAUGGACGGAAGGAGAUUGAAGUUUUUUGAUGAUCAUCAAUCAAGAGGUAAAAUGACCUACAGUAUCCGUGAGCAACUGACACUGUUAAUGCUGCUUGCACAGCUAUGCAGAUUUGCAAAUAGUAAAUGUCAAGAAGCCAUCGACAGUGUGGUAAGCGUGCCAUCUUGUCCCAAGUCACAAGAAGAAUGGAAAAACGCUGCAAAAAUGAAGAAUUGUAUUAUAACUGCAUCUCAGCAAAAAUGUACAAAUACUACUGAAUUUGUUUAUCACUGUGUGAUAGACGGGUUCCAAAAGGAGACGUUAGAAGUGUGCGCACCAAGAAAAUUAAUCCAUGGAUUUUGCGCAGAAUUUAAUGUUGAUGGGGGAGUUAUUCAAACGCAGUAUGUGUCGCCAUGUAACAAUGCAACAUUUCCGAUAUGUAAUAGGCCGUAUCAAUCAACGGAAGCUUACCAUUACCAGGGCUGUUAUGAGCUUGUUUACCAUAAAAGGAGGAUGUAUUCAACAAUCACAUUAAUGAAUACAACAUCGACACCGUAUAUACCAGAAAACGAAUCCACAACGCACGCUAUUGUUGCAGUCAUCACGGUGUUGCUCGUAAUUGGUGCUGUAGCAGCCAUCGGACUCUUCAUAAGGAAAAUGAGGGAAAGACGACGCAAAACGGAAAGUUGUAAAAACACAACAUUAGAUAAAGAAGAACAUGCAACCUUAAUUGAGGGAACUGCUGGAGAGAGCACAGAACAAUUUAAACCUUUUAUUCAAAAGGAUAAUAAUGCAACAACAGUGGCGGACAAAUAUAAAAUCAGACACCCAAUGGGAAAGGAUAUUGAUGCAACAACAGGGGCAGACAAAUUUACUAUGGCCAUAAUUAAAACCGACGAAGAAUAUUUUGAAGAAAACAGAGAGAUAAGCAACAGAUACUUAAAAUGUUACAAAAAGAUAGACAAAUACUUUGUUGAGACAGAAAUUUACAAAAAGGCUGAGAAAAUGUUCCAAGCAGAUGGUAUAAUCAUUUUCACCGGGCCACCAGGUUGUGGAAAAACAAUGGCUGCCAUUCAUUUGCUAGAAAAAGAAAACUGUGAUAAUUGGACUUUUAGGAAAAUAUCUGCUUGGGAGGAGUUGUCAUUUAUAGAAAAUGACAAAAAGUCUUUAGUACUUAUUGAUAAUAUUUUUUUUCGACGACCAAUAGACUUGCAACUUGAAAGAUGGUGGGAGGAACUAGACAAAAUUUAUGAUAAUUUUUUUGCAAGUAGUGAAAAUGAAUUAGGAUCAAAAAACCUCCGGAUUGUUAUAACUGCAAGACCAAAUGUGAUAGACAGAGCAUGCGACUUUAUGGGAAAAGUAACUCCGAUUCUUAAUAAAGGCUUUAUUGUAGAUGCAAACAAGCUAACAAAAACAGAAAAAGGUAAAAUUUUGGCUAUGCAAGUCAUUUUUGCAAAAGUAGAAAAAGGGAUUCCAGAUCCUAAUAUCAAUGAGGAGUUUAAAGAUAAAGUAGUUAAUUCUGAAGGACCAAUCGGAUUUCCACUUUGCGCACAUCUAUACGUGUGUGGCGAAGAAUAUCAAAAAUCGGGUACGGAAUUUUUUACACGCCCUAUUGAAUAUCUGCUGAAUCAGAUUAAAGAUGAACUUAAAGGCGACCAAACUAACAAAACAAAAUCGCUAUUAUUUUGUUUAUUUUUUCAUGAGUGGCAUACAAAAAUGGGGAAUACAGAUUCAUUUGAUAUCGAAAAUGAAAAUGUUUGUGAACAGUGCUUACAGAAAGUUUCUCCAAACAUAAUAGCAAAUUUCGGCCCAUUUGAGUUUAGAAAGCUAGAAAGCGAGGCUCAAAGACUCUCGGGUGUCUUUUUUAAGGAAGUCGGUGAACAUGCUUAUAAGUUUGUUCACGAUAGCGUUUACGAAGCAGUAGCAGCAUAUUUGUGUCAAACUUAUGUAUCUGAAACUGCAAAAUAUUUCCCAAUUGACAUUAUCCAACACCAGUCUUAUGAAAAUGUAUCAGAAAGAGAAAUGUCAACACUUGCGACACGACUACUUUACGGAACACUAGAUCGACAAUUGUCUGAUGUAUUUUCGUGCAGAAUAUUCAGAAAUAGAAAAUUCGUGGACUGCUUUUGCGAAGAAUUACUGAAAAAAGACCGUGAAACUAUUUCUGAAAUGUUCACUGUUCCAAAUCACAGCUCUGCUGCGAUGCUUCCUUGUAUGUUUUGGACAAGCUGUAAUAAUCUCACUUAUUUAACAGAACGAUUGUACGACAUUGUCAAAAAACAAGACAUAAAUACCGAGUACCAGUUAUACGUGACACUAUAUGGCAAAUGUUGUGAAAGAAAUAAGGGCCUAUUGAAAACUAUUAAUGGGGUGCUUUGUGAUAACAGUGAAUUAAUCAAGAAUCAUGUUAUUGAAUUUGAAGAUUGUGAAAAUAAUUCGAUUUUACAUAUUUUAAUGGAAUCAAACUUUUCUGAUGAGUUUGUUGCUGAAUCUGUGAAAACAAUUUUUGGGGCUAAAAUGCGCAUCAAAUUAAAAAACAGUGAUAAUAUCACCCCUUUAAUGAUGGCUGUCGAACAAUGGUUGCCAAGGAUAGAAGUUAUCAAAAGUUUCAUGGACGUUUCCCCAAAACCAAAACUACACAAUCAGGAUAAAACUGGAUCAACUGUUUUUCAUCAUUGCGUAGGUUCGAACAAUGAUGAUAAAACAUGUUUAAGAUACCUGGAUGUUAUUCUUCGGGACGGUGAAUCUAACGAGUUUCUUAGCAAAAAUGAUUUAUAUGGCGAUACUGCUUUGAGUAUUGCUGCAAAGUGUAAAAUACAAAGCAGAAUACGAAGCAUUUGUAAACUUUUAGAAAACACUAGUGCUUUUACGAUAAUCAAUAUAGUAAAUGACGAAGGACAUUCGCCAUUACACCUUUCUGUUAAAUUUUUAAAAGACAUCAAAGUAAAUGUUGAACUCGAGUGCUGUGUUAGGGUUACAAUAUUUUUUUUGUAUGGCGCUCGUCCGGACAUAAAGUCAGAUGGAGAAAAGACAGCAGUCCAAGAAUGUCACUACGAACUCGUAAAAAACAUUAUACAAAACCCAGAAGACAAAAAAUAUAUGGAAGAUGCAUUAAAAGCAAUAUUGGAAAAAUUGCAAUGCAAGCAAUGCAAAGACAUGCCUGAACAGAAACUUAAUGAGUUGACGGAAUCAAUUCCUUCCGUCAAAAUCAGCGUUGGGAUACGCAGAUGUAUUUCCAGGGCUGUGUAUCAUUUUGAGCAUGAUUUAUUUUUGACCAGAUAAUAUUUCUUUUUGUAUAACAUUUGUGUUUUUCAAAGUGGUUUUUAUGACAAAUCUAUUCAUGAUAAUCCAAAAAUAUGCAUAAAUAUAUUUUGCUCUUUAAAUGUCUGUAAAAUAAAUGACAUAUACUCUAUUAUUUAAACUACAUCUUGUAUACAUCAAAUGUAUGAACUCGGAAUAUUCGGCUAAAUUCUUAACAUGCUUGGAGUUGACUGAUUUUGUUGUAAUUGUUUAUAGAUUGUAGUAUCAUAGAGAGGUUCGAAGCGUGAACCGACUUUUCCAAUGAUGAUUACAUGUAUAGUGCAUAAUUUUUGCAAUGUUAUGAUUGCAAAAUUUGCAAUUUUAACACAGAUUAUUAUACUUUUCACGAUUGAUUUGUUUUGAUUGAAAUUAUUUAAUGACAUAAGAAGACCUGCAUUUUUAUGCGAUUCAAUACAAAAAACACUCAGAAUUAAACCAUCACAUAUCCAACUUUAAUU